UGUUUCGUCUGAAUUGAAAGCAUUACGACGCGUAGCCAUGACGUCACGGGCCUAGCCAGGGUUUUUUUUUUAUCAGAGUAAAGCUCGUGCGAGCAUCGCCGUGGAAAACAAAUCUGCUGGACGUGACAAAAAAAAAGACAAAAAUGGGGAUCGAAGAGGAAGCUGAUCGAACGCUUUUUAUCAGGAACUUGGAUGCACGGGUGACAGAGGAGCUUUUAUUCGAACUGUUCUUGCAGGCAGGACCUCUGAUCAGAACAAAGAUCCCUAAAGACACGGAUGGCAAGCAGAAGACUUUCGGUUUCGCUGUGUACAAAGACGAAGUGUCGGUGCCCUACGGCAUGCAGCUGCUUGACGGCUCGUCGUUGUUCGGAAGAACCAUACAUGUGCAGUUCCGCUCAGGUAGCAGUCAUAGCAAUAGUACGGGAAAUUCAAGUCCGACAAGCACCCCAAAUCCCCACGGCUUGAGGAUGCCACCCCAGUUCACCUGUCCAGCCUCCAUGCAAAGGUCCUUUUCGUCUCCUGACAAUCUGCUGAAGCAUGCCAUGAUGAACAUGAUGUGUCAGCAGCCGGACGGCCUCUCUUCCAAGCAGAGGCACCCGCCUGCAGGGGGCGGAGGCAACUUUAGGCAGCACGACGGCAACCCCAGCCGGCCCUACCCAUCCCAGACCGACAGCUGCAGGAGAAACCAGCGCUACCCGGACGACUCGGGCCACCAUCAGCAGCACAGGAACAACUACCAGCACCAGCACCAGAAUGCCUGGGGGGGCGGCAACCGUCAGGGCGGCAACAGGCAUUACGACGACAGGGGCGGUAACCGUGAUUACCAAGAUAGCAGGUGGAGACGGUACUGAUGCAAAGAAAUCAUCCCGAAAAAAGGACUUCUUUAUGUGAUCACUUGGACAUUUUCUAGCAUACUCAGGUUGUUUUCUACAUGACCCCAGAAGGGUUAGCAUCUUAACAUUUUUUUUUUUGCUUUACUUUUACAGUGUUUUUAAAUUUAUACUUAAUCAGGCCAAGGACAAUAAUGUUAGACAAAAAAGAGCCUUUUGGUCUGCUUUUAUAUCAGCUAUUUAAUUGGUGCGCAGAGUAGCUACGUAAUGUUCAGGUAUAAAAAAAAUAAAAUAAUAAUGUAUAUCUACCAGCACCACUUUUUUCCUCUAAAUAUCUUUAAUUUUUUAAAUCUUGGUUUUGUAAGACCAUUUUGGAAUGUUUUAACUGACCAUUAUGAUUAUAAAAGAUCUUUUGACU
Entelurus aequoreus (snake pipefish) is the source of this 1248-nucleotide messenger RNA. Its product is annotated as RNA-binding protein 7-like. The transcript is spliced from 5 exons. Gene Ontology annotation, biological process: regulation of alternative mRNA splicing, via spliceosome. The record is from RefSeq and is a predicted model, not a curated record. Lineage: Eukaryota; Metazoa; Chordata; Actinopteri; Syngnathiformes; Syngnathidae. Gene Ontology annotation, molecular function: single-stranded RNA binding. The coding region runs from base 144 to 851 and encodes 235 amino acids. Gene Ontology annotation, cellular component: nucleus.